This is a messenger RNA of Phalaenopsis equestris, 1890 nucleotides long. Its product is annotated as eukaryotic translation initiation factor 3 subunit L. Gene Ontology annotation, biological process: translational initiation. Gene Ontology annotation, cellular component: eukaryotic translation initiation factor 3 complex; cytoplasm. Gene Ontology annotation, molecular function: translation initiation factor activity. The transcript is spliced from 7 exons. Bases 342 to 1742 code for a protein of 466 amino acids. NCBI's taxonomy places the organism in Eukaryota, Viridiplantae, Streptophyta, Magnoliopsida, Asparagales, Orchidaceae. The record is from RefSeq and is a predicted model, not a curated record.
GCUGCAAUUUGAAAGAUUUUAGAGGUGCCCCAUACAAGAGCUACAAAAUCGCCGUUUAUGCUGAAAACCCUAGUGUCCGCCAUUCUCUCGGCAGCCGCGACCACUUCUCUGCAUGAAACCAUAGCCUGGGAAGCGAGGCAAGAGUAACUCCUGAGACAAUGGCUUCAUCUUAUGAUUACGACGAUGGCACCUACGACUCUCGUCCCUAUCCCUCGUCGGCGGGUGGCCAAUAAGGUGGCGACCUUGGUUACGAUCCCAAUUUUGUCCCUGAUUCGGUAAAGACCUUCGUCGUCCACCUCUAUCGCUACAUCCGUGAGAAGAACGUCUACGAGAUCCUCCAGAUGUACGAGGGUAGCUUUCAACGUUUGAGCGAGCGGAUGUUCCGCGACAGCCCAUGGCCUUCUGUUGACGCCGUGGCGCCGUACGUCGACAAUGAUCACGUCUUCUGCCUUCUAUACCGCGAGAUGUGGUUCCGCCAUCUCUAUGCGCGGCAAUCGCCAACAGGGCGGCAGCGAGUUGAUUCGUGGGACAACUACUGCAGCCUCUUCGGCGUCGUGCUUCAUGGAGUGGUCAACAUGCAGCUGCCGAUUCUUUGGUUGUGGGAUAUGGUGGAUGAGUUUGUUUACCAGUUCCAGUCUUAUUGUCAGUAUAGGGCGAAGCUGAAAAAUAAGACCGAGGAAGAGCUGCAACUGCUAAAGCAGUAUGAUCAGGCAUGGAAUGUGUAUGGUGUUCUUAACUACUUGCAAGCGCUUGUUGAAAAGUCCAUGAUCAUUCAGAUAUUGGAACGGGAGAAGGAGGGUCUUGAACAGUUCACUGCUACUGAUGGGUAUGAUUAUGAAGGUGGAAGCAAUGUUCUAAAAAUGCUGGGCUAUUACAGCAUGAUUGGGUUGCUGCGAGUCCAUUGCCUUUUGGGUGACUAUCAUACCGGACUGAAGUGUUUAGCUCCUAUUGAUAUAAGCCAACAAGGUGUAUAUACUACAGUGAUUGGGAGCAAUAUAUUUACUAUAUAUCACUAUGGGUUUGCAAACUUGAUGCUAAGAAGGUAUGUCGAGGCUACAAGGGAAUUUAAUAAGAUACUUCUAUACAUCCUGAAUUUCAAACAAUACCAUCAGAAAUCUCCACAAUUUGAUCAGAUAUUAAAGAAAAAUGAACAAAUGUAUGCUCUACUAGCAAUUUGCCUUUCUUUGUGUCCCCAAACCAAACUCAUAGAGGAGAAUGUUAGUGCUCAGUUGAAGGAGAAGUACAAUGAUAAGAUGUUAAAAAUGCAGAGAUUUGAUGAUGAAGCAUAUGUAGUGUUUGAUGAACUUUUCUCUUACGCCUGCCCCAAAUUUAUUACUCCUUCAGCUCCGGUUCUGGAGGAGCCUCUUAUAAAUUACAAUCAGGAUGCUUACAGGUUGCAAUUGAAGCUGUUUCUGUAUGAAGUGAAGCAACAGCAGCUACUUGCUGGUGUUCGCAGUUUCUUGAAACUAUACUCAACAAUAUCUAUUGCAAAGCUUGCUACAUUCAUUGAAGUGGAUGAGGCUACUUUGAGGACCAUUUUGAUGACAUACAAACAUAAAAUGCAUGCCGUUGAUAGUGAUGGAAAAAUCAUCAGCAAUUCUAAUUUGGAUUUCUACAUUAUUGAUGACAUUAUUCAUGUUUUGGAGACAAAGCCACGAAAGCUGCACGGUGAUUACUUUUUGCAUCAAAUCCUAAAGUUUGACGAGAUAAUUGGUGAAUUGGAGAGAGUAAGACUGGACUAAGUUUUCAUCUUUUCUGGUCUUCUCCCCUGCAAGAGGUUUCUGCUUUCUGGAAUUACCUUAUUAUGGUAGAUGUGUUGUCAGAGUAAUUCUGUGUAGCUGAAUAUGGAUAGCAAGUUCUCGUCUUUUAGUAAUUUAUUUUUUCUGUACA